Messenger RNA from Brassica rapa (field mustard), 2789 nucleotides. Its product is annotated as protein TIC 100. Lineage: Eukaryota; Viridiplantae; Streptophyta; Magnoliopsida; Brassicales; Brassicaceae. The record is from RefSeq and is a predicted model, not a curated record.
AACACCAAAACCUCACCCUUUGCAAAGCUUAUCCGCACACACACACUCUUCAACACUCGCUUCCAUCUCUCUCCCAUGGCUAACAACGACGACGACGACUCACAGCCGCAAAUUGACUCCCCAAGCGACGAAGAAGAAGAAGAAGAAGACCAAAAAUCCCCCAAUGCCAACUCGGACGAAGAACCCGGCUCGGACUCGGACUCGGACUCGGACUCAUCCUCCGAAUCCGAGAACGAAGGCGAACCCGAACGCGAAACGGACGGGUUCAACUACAUCCGCCCGAGCGACGUACCGCCGGACCCGAACACAACCCCGGAGACCAACAUCCGGCGGUUCAACCGCGUGCUGGAGGGGAAGCGCGUGAAGCGGAUCCAGGAGGAGGAGGAGAGGAAGUACAAGUUCUACGAGGACCUCUUCGACUUCCCGAAGGACCCAGAGCGGUGGAAGGAGGAGGAUCUGAGGGAGGUGUGGGCGGACGCGCCGCCGGAGAUGACGAAGCCGGGGUGGGACCCGGUGUGGGCGGAGGAGGAGGAUUGGGAGGUGGUGAACGAGGAGAUUCAGGAAGGGAGGGAUCCUGGGAUUCAGCCUUUCUACGUUCCCUAUAGGAAGCCGUACCCGGCGAUUCCGGAUAAUCAUUAUGAUAUUGAUACUCCUAAGGCUGUUGUUGAGGAGCUUGAUAGGAUUGAGGAGUUUCUUCAGUGGGUUAGCUACAUCUUCCCUGACGGCAGCUCGUAUGAAGGCACAGUAUGGGAUGACUUGGCUCAAGGCAAAGGUGUUUACAUUGCUGAAAAUGGCCUUGUGAGGUACGAGGGUGAAUGGCUUCAGAAUGACAUGGAAGGUCAUGGGGUUGUCGAAGUUGAUAUUCCUGACAUUGAGCCCAUGCCAGGUUCCAAGCUUGAAGAGAAGAUGCGUGCUGAAGGAAGGAUUAUCAAGAGAGAUUAUAUGUCUCCAGAAGACAGGAAGUGGUUGGAAAUGGAUGUUGAGGACAGUGUUGCGCUAACUGAUGGGAAUUACGAAGUUCCUUACUAUGAAAACGAAGAGUGGAUCACUCAGUUUGGCGAAAAACCGGAGAAAGGUCGUUAUCGCUAUGCUGGUCAAUGGAAGCAUGGUAGAAUGCAUGGGUGUGGUGUUUACGAAGUUAACGAGCGCAUCCUAUAUGGUAGAUUCUACUUUGGAGAGCUAUUGGAGGAGGAGCAUGGCUGUACCGUAGAUAUUUGUGCGCUGCAUUCUGGUUUGGCGGAGGUUGCUGCAGCUAAGGCUCGAAUGUUUGUAAACAAACCGGACGGAAUGGUUAGAGAAGAAAGAGGCCCAUACGGUGAUCCUCAACAUGCUUACUUUUAUGAAGAAGAUGACGUGUGGAUGGCGCCAGGUUUCAUCAACCAGUUUUACGAAGUACCUGAGUAUUGGGAGACUUACGUAGAAGAGGUGGACCAAGAAAGGGAAAUGUGGUUGAACUCUUUUUACAAAGCUCCUUUGAGGUUACCAAUGCCUGCUGAGCUCGAACAUUGGUGGCAAAACGUGGAGGUAACACCAGAGUUUGUGUUACUGAACAAGGAACCCGAACCUGAUCCAGAAGAUCCUUCGAAACUUGUCCAAACGGAAGACCCUGUUAUUCUACACACACCAACAGGUCGGAUAAUCAACUAUGUAGAGGAUGAGAAGCACGGCGUUCGACUAUUCUGGCAGCCUCCUCUGGAGGAAGGGGAAGAUGUGGAUCCUUCGAAAGUCGAGUUUUUGCCACUCGGGUUCGACGAGUUCUACGGGAAAGAAGUGGCGGUGAAAAAGGAACACCCGGUGAAGAGAUUUGUGCUUGGAAUCGAGAAAGCGUUGAAGCCGAUGCUUGACGGAAUAGAGAAAUGGACGGAGGAGAAGAAGAAAGAAAACGAGGAGAGAAAGGAGAUGCUGGAGAAGGAGCUCGAGCUAGUCGAGGCUGAGAUUUGCUUAGAGGAAGCUAUAGAGGAUAUGGAUGAAGUGCUAAAGAUGAAAGAACAAGAAGAGGAAAAGAAAACUGAAAUGGGUUUGGCUGAAGAGGAGGAUGAAGAAGAUGUGGUGGCUGUCCCGGUUUAUAAAGAAGAGAAAGUUGUUGUCACUCCACAAGAGAAGAAGAAACAGGAAGAUGAUGAUUCAGAUGAUGACGAGGACGAUGAUUCAGAUGAUGAUGAUGAUGAUGGACCAUCGAGUUUUGGAUCUGUGGACAAACGUAGGAGCUCUCCUUUUUCAUCAUCCUCGUUGUCUUUUGCUUCGUGCAGCCUCUUCCCGGCGGUACAAUCAAGACUAGAGAGUUCAUUCCUUGCAUGGAAGCAACACCGAGCAGAAGCAUCAAAAGUGAUCCCAGGAAUCAACAAAGCUGUAGAUAGCAAUGCAUCAGCUUCAAUCCGUUUCCCCCCAUUGUCCAGUAACCAAGCCAGAUUGAAGAUGGGGAAGGUAUCGAACCCGGGUUGUGUCCAGAGAAGCUCAAGAUCUCAGUCUCAGUUAUCGUCUCUGUCACGUCUACUAUCUUCCAGUGCGUCAUGUUCUUCUCAUGAUAGAAGCUCCGGUGAAGAUCAAGGUUGGCUGUGGAAGACACCGGUUGAGGAAAUGGACGCGGUAUUGUCGCUUCAGGUUCAGACAAAGUGUUCCAAUAUGUUUGCAGAGACUCCGGCUUUGUCUUGAUUCUCUUCAUAUUUAAGCUUUAGAGUUGAGUUUCUUUUGGCGGUGGACAUUGUCUUUUUAAUUAUUUGUUGUUGUCUUGUCUGAUAAAAACAUUUGUCACAACUGUUUCUUUUAAAAUAAACUGAAGAUUUUUUUAA